Molecule: messenger RNA, 1047 nt
Organism: Macrosiphum euphorbiae (potato aphid)
Lineage: Eukaryota; Metazoa; Arthropoda; Insecta; Hemiptera; Aphididae
Source: the annotation of a GenBank genome assembly
AUGUUGGUCACCAGGGCCAAGUCGACCCAGGAGCUGGAAGAAGUGACCAAUGAAGCACUGUCCCUGUUGGAGAAGCGGAUCACUGACUUUGGCCUUCAGAUCGCGGUGGAGAAGACCGAAGCCGUCCUCUUCACGUACAAGUACAAGUACACACAGCCCGCGAUCAGACUGUGCGGCGGCGACAUUCAACUCUCGACCGAGAUGACCUAUCUUGGGAUGGUGGUUGACAAGUCGAUGCUGUUCAAGGGCCAUGUGAAGAGAGCGGCAGCCAGAGCAGCGGCUAUCGGGAACCAGUUGGCAAGGAUCAUGCCGAACAUGGGCGGGCCCCGAGAGGACCGACGACGGCUCCUGUCGUCGGUGGUGCAUUCGGUGCUCCUAUACGGUGCCCCUAGCUGGGCGCAUACGCUGGAGAUCGUGCCAGGAAACGUCCGGACCCUGAACAGAGCCCAACGGAGAGUUCUUCUCCGAUGUGCCUGCGCGUACCGCACCGUCUCCGAGGCGGCAACUAACGUGAUCGCCUCAACGCCGCCUGCAGACCUCUUGGCGAAGGAGAGAGAGACGGUGUUCGACCAGAGACGGGGCCCCGCAGCACCCACGGCAGGCAACGUUCCGAGGACCAACACAAUGGAGGCGUGGCAGGAGAGAUGGUCGACGGAGGAAUCUGGCAGCUGGACCAGACGGUUGAUCCCGGACGUCCGUCCCUGGUGCGCCAGGAGCCACGGGCUGACAACAUUCCACCUGACGCAAUUCCUGUCGGGACACGGAUGUUUUGGCCAGUAUCUGCACCGUAUCCGGAAGCUGGACAACCCGAGGUGUGUGGACUGUCUCGCGCCAGUUGACGACGCAGAACACGCGAUCUUCGUUUGCGAUAGGUGGUGGCGUCGGAGAAUGGAGCUGAAAGUUACUAUCAACGACACAUUCACUCCUGAGACCGUAGUGGGGAAGAUGCUGGAGUCACAGUACAACUGGACGGCAGUAGAGCAAUUCGUGAAGGAGGUGCUGACGAAGAGGGAAUCCGAGGAAAGAGAACGGCAACGUCAAGAAUAA